This is a messenger RNA of Penaeus chinensis, 7286 nucleotides long. Its product is annotated as protein sax-3-like. The transcript is spliced from 12 exons. Gene Ontology annotation, molecular function: protein binding. The record is from RefSeq and is a predicted model, not a curated record. NCBI's taxonomy places the organism in Eukaryota, Metazoa, Arthropoda, Malacostraca, Decapoda, Penaeidae. The coding region runs from base 483 to 4460 and encodes 1325 amino acids.
GACGUAGUGGACGGAGGGUGUAUGUCGUCGCUCUGAUGUAGGGACGAAGGCUUUUCAUUUUUUUUCACUGCAUUGGACGGUAGAAGUUUUCUUUUGUGCUGUUCUUUAUAUAUUUAUGGUGACCUCGUUUCCCGAAUGGAUAAUGUGUUCGGUGCCUAAGGAUUUAAGUGCGAUUUUCGAGGAUUAGUGAAACACGUGUUUGUUAGGUUUUGUAGUGACUACAAGUGUUUACAAUAAUUUUUGUUGAUGAAUUCGAGGAAAGCAAAUUUAUGAAUGGAAAUAUAAUAAGGAAAUACACAGAGGAAUCACGACAAAUACCCCGUCAAAAGUUGUCAGGAAAACACACCCAGUGGAUAAGUGGAGGAGAGGAGGAAGAGAAAGAUUAACGAAGGGAAUGAUGGCAGUGAAGUAAACAGCCAGGAGAUUUUCCCCUAAAUCGACGCCCUUCACCGGUUCUCUGAAGGUUCCAGGUGAACCCCAAGAUGGGCGGGCGAGACGUGGGCGGACACACGCCCAUAUUCCUGGUCGCGGCUCUCUACCUGGUCGUCUCUCCGUGUACAGGACAGUAUCGGUCGCCCGAGAUAACGGAACACCCGACGGACCUACUUGUGCCGCGCAACGAACCGGCGACCCUCAACUGCCACGCCGUCGGCCGCCCCGACCCGGAGAUCACGUGGUACAAGGACGGAAAGCCCUUCGACCUGCACAACAAGCGGCACGUUCAGCUGAAGACGGGCGGCCUGUUCUUCCUGAAGGUGCUGCAGACGAAGAAGGACAACGACGCGGGCGUGUACUGGUGCGUGGCCUCGAACUCCGUCGGCAAAGUCACCAGCAGGAACGCCACGCUCGAGAUCGCCAUUCUACGGGAUGAGUUCCGCGUGAUGCCGGAGCAGGCGCGGGUGGCGGAGGGCGAGACGGCGCUGCUCGCGUGCCUGCCGCCCCGCGGCAACCCGGAGCCCGCAGUGUCCUGGGUCAAGGACGGCGUCCCGCUCGACCCCGCCACGCAACACAGGUACCGGCUGGUGGACGGAGGGAGCCUGGUGAUCAGCGGCGUGCGCGUGUCCGACACCGGCGAGUACGUAUGCCGCGCCUGGAACGUCUUCGGCAAGCGGGAGACGCCGCCGGCGAUGCUCACCGUCCUUGUGGCGCCCCAUCUGGUGUCGUCGUCGGGCUCGGUGACGGGCGCCGCGGGGUCCACCGUCGAACUCGUGUGCCGCGUGGGCGGCGAUCCUCCGCCCGAGGUCUUCUGGCGACGCGUCGAUCCUCCGGGUGAACUGCCCCUCGGGAGGAUGGCCCUCGAGGAGAGCAGUCAGGUGCUAAGGAUUCAUCACGUCGCUCCGGAGGACCAGGGAGUGUACUCCUGCCAGGCCGAAAACCCCGUCGGCUCUGUAGCCGCCAAUAUUACACUCAACGUCCAUUCUCGUCCCCUGAUCACGGUGACGCCCCUGGACGCCCGAGUAGGAAUCAACGGCACGGCCUCCUUCGAGUGCGCCACGUCCGGCUCGCCGCCGCCCACCACCUACUGGACGCACGAGGGCUCCGGCAACGUGGUGAGCGCCGGCCAGACCUGGGGCGGCGGCCGCUGGUUCGUGGACGCCCACAAUACGCUCACCAUCCGCGGCGUCAAGCGCGAGGACCAGGGCUACUACGUCUGCUCGGCUGUGGGUGUGGCGGGGUCGGCGCUGGCCCGCGCGCACCUCGAGGUACAGGACGUGGCCGACAUGCCGCCGCCCAUCAUCGCUCUGGGGGCAUCCAACCAGACGCUUCCGCUGGGAACGGAGGGCGAGAUGCCUUGCGAGGCCCGCGGGACGCCCGAGCCCUCCGUGGCGUGGGAGCGGGCAGGCAAGCCCAUCAAGGCCCACGGCAGGAUCUCCCUCACGCCCCUCGGCACACUCAGGAUCAAAGAUCUGAAGAUGUCGGACACCGACGUGUACACGUGCACGGCGCGGUCGGAGGCGGGCGAGACGACCUGGACGGCCUCGAUGGUCGUCGCCAAACCCACCAACCCCAACGUGGCCUUUUUCAAGAUCCCCGAUGAAGGCACACUGCCGGAGGCCCCCGGGCAGGUGUCGGUGCUGGGAGUGAACACGACCUUCGUGACGCUGGGCUGGCGGCGCGGGCGGCCCGGCUCCUCGUCGCUGCUCGGCUACACCGUCCAGUACUGGAGUCCGGACCUCCGAGGGGCGUGGGCCACCGCCUCCACCCAGCAGACGGCCGCCUCGAGCCACACGCCCACGCCCGUGUCGAUCACCGUGACGGAUCUCCGGCCGGACACGCGCUACGUCUUCGUGGUGCGCGCUCGGAACUCGCACGGCGUGUCGCGGCCGUCGCCCGUCACCCACACCGUCCGCACCCUGGCCGAAGGUGCGGGCGGGGCGCCGCCGUUGCACGACAUCAGGGCGCGGCUCUCGCAGUCCGCCGUGAGACUCGUCAGCGUCGAGCCUAUGUCGGAGUCCUCGCUCAGACUGACGUGGCAGCUCUUGGUCGACGCAAAUCUGCUGGAGGGCGUAUACGUACGCUACCGGCCCCUCGAGACCCAGCACGGCAACCCCAGCGGCGCCCUCAGCGUCGAGACGGUCGUGCUGCACGACAACGGUGCUCCGCCCACCUCCCACGUGGUGAGCAACCUGCGACCGGCCACGUGGUACGAGGUGUUCGUGGUGCCCUUCUACCGCGCCGUGGAGGGCCAGGCCACCGCCGCCGUGCGGGCCACCACCCUCGAGGCGCCCCCGGCGGUGCCGCCCCUCGGACUCCACUACUCCUAUGUCAACGCCACCGCCGUGCGCGUCACGUGGGACCCCAUCCCGGCUAGCUCGUCCAACGGACGCAUCAUUGGCUACAAUCUUCAGGUAACCGACGCAGGAAACGGCAGCCACGUGAUGGUGAACACAACGGUGAACAACACGUGGACUCUGGUGCCGGGGCUGGUGCCCGGCGCCACGUACCGGGUCACGCUGAGGGGCGUCACGGCCAGGGGCCCCGGGCCAGUGUCGUCCCCCCUCGUGCUCACCCUCCCCCCCGGAUCGACGUCGCACCCCCCGGACAUCCAGGAGUCCUCGCCCUUCGACAACAACACGUACCUGAUCGUGGGCAUCUCCGUGGCCGCAGGCGUGCUCUUCGUGGUGCUCGCGGGCAUCGUCUACUGCAUAUAUCGGCGGCGACACAACAACAAGUGUCCUCAGUACUACAGCAAGGCAGGUGAAGGGAGCGGUCCUUGGGCAGAGUACCCCGGCUGCUGGGGCGAGCCGGGUGUGGACAGGGGCGUCACGGGAACCAUGUACACGGACGUCGGGAGCCGCGGCGUGCCCAUCACGCAGCUGUACCACCACCCGCCCGCGCCCGAGUCCAGCAAAGGGGGCUACGAGAGCCGCCCGCCGGAGGAUGUCUACGAGGACCCCGACGGACUCAAGCUCGUCUCUUUCGGAGGACACGUCGACCGAAUGUGUCUGUCGCCCGAGCCGUACGCCACGACGCCGCUGAUCGGCGACAUGUUCCGCGGCCCCGGGGGCACACGCUUGCCGCCCAACAUCCCGGUGAGCCCCGGCCAGAGCCUGGGCACCGCCAAGCAGCCCUCCGACGACUCCUGCACCAAGACGGCCUCCAGCGACCACAGCGGCAGCCACGCUAGCCACCGCUCGCACAACUUCAACAACCAGUCGGAUAAAGGUGUCCUGACGGGCCCGGUGCUGCAGUUCCCGCCGCCGCCGCCGCCGCCCCUCAUGGACGGCAACCAGUCGAGCGACAACACCCUGGCCUCCACCGGAAGCCGCGGACACUCGCCCUCCACCCGCCUCCUCCUGCAGCAGCUCCCGUACGGCGGCUCGUCAUCCGGCGGGUCGCACCGCUCGCACGGAAGCCCCCUGCUGGGGCCUCGCCCCCCGCGCUCCACGCUGCGCGCCCCGCCCUCGCCCCUGGCCGGCCACGCCACGGACUACGAGGUGCGCAUGAUGGGCUGCCGGGGCACGUACCCGCGCCUGGAGAUGGCCGGCCUGGGCGAGCAGCGCUACGCUGCGGAGGUGCAGACGGGCGAGGAGAACGCCGCGUCCGUCGGCGUGGGCACGAAUCCGCGUAACAUCCCCGAGGAGACGAGCGACGUGGAGUGGUACUCGCAGCCGCUCCUCAACGGAAGGACCUCCCCCGAGUCCUCCACCCUGGGCGACGCCGAGGAGUCCGAGGACGAGUCCCGAUGCUCAUCAGGGGGAUCCUGCUGCUCCGCCCACCACCCACUCUCCCACGCCCAGGACCUGAACUGGGCGGAGGCGCUGCGGGCGGCCGGCGAGGCGAGGUGGGGGCGCGGGGGCUCCUUCUGCAGCACGGACGAGAGCACGUACGCCCCCGCGCAGUCCCUUAACGCCCGCCCGCCGAGACCGCCAUGCCCCAAGAAGCACAAGCCACGCCCACAGUACAACCACCACGCCCAGCUGGACGGACAAGCGAACGUGACGUCGCCUCUGGUGUAGAGGCGCAAAGGACAGGAGUGGAAUUCGACAUGGCGCUAUAUCAGUGUUCAGAGUUGUGAAUAGUUGUUGACGCAUUAUAGACAAACAAACACAAAGACAUGUACAUAAGAUGUAUUUUAUUACAGUGAACACUAGUCCAGAAAUACAUCGCCGUGCUUACUGCUUGAAAUACAUUUUUUGUUGUCAGCAGGACAACAUACAUGUAACUUAGUGGCCUUCUGUUCUUGUGCUCGUCCUAUCUUCCAUGAACCUUCUUUGUUCGUGUGAAAUAACAAAAAACAAAAACAAACAAAAAAAAACUUUCUCGGCAAUUCCAGUGAGACCGUUUACUCAAGAGCUUUACAAACCCCCGAGAAGAAAUGAGAUAUCUGUAAGACAAUAUACAAAAAAGUGUAUUUUAAGUGUAUCUGUGUAGGACACUGACACUGUUGCUUGUGAAGUGUUCGCACACCAGAGGACAGUUGCGUGGGCAUCACAAGUGUUCUUUUUUUUCUUUUUUCAUGAACCAUAAUCUUACAUCCCUCGACCCCCAUUUUUAUUAUUUAUAUUCGUGAGCUUUUUUUCCUUCCUCAAAAUCAGACUGUGUUGGAGUGGAAGCGAAACGAUGUGUAGUCAAGUCAUUGUAAAGUUAGUGCCGACUUCCGCUCUUGUCGUGUUUAAAAAAAAAAAGAUAAAAACACAGGUGCUUCAUGUUGCUUGUCUUUCGUACAGCUGCAGUGUUUUUUGUAUGUGAUGGUGAGAGACUUGAAAGGGGUAUAGGGGGCGUGUCGCGAGCGAGGGGGGAGGGGCACACACAAUCACCGCCCGCCCCGCCCCCCUCCCCGUCGCUGCAUGGUGAAUGGUGCCCACGACCCGACGCCUCGGCUCUCGGGAGGCGGCGUCUCCAUGCUAAGACUCUUCGCCCCUCGUCGCCCGCUGUCCCAGAUGUCAACGCGACGACACAUGUGCUCCUUGGUGUUUUUCGUACCGUAGCAAGUUUGCGUAAAAAAAAGUGUGGACGUUAGCCGUAAGGUUAACGAAGAAGUGGGGUCGUCCUUCGGUUUUAAUCGCUAGAGGUGUGGAUUCGAUUCCUUGUAGGACAUUUUGUCUUUCUCAUCCGGUACUUCGCCGUUUCGGUUGACUCAAAUGAAACAGUAGAAGUCCAUUUCCCUUUUUUGCGCAUGGCUUGAGCGACUUUGCUCGGCUGUCCAUCAUGCUAGUCGAUUUCACACGUUUCUUCAAAGUAAGCACAAGCAAGCCUGGUUGAUGGAAGGGAAGUUCACCGCGUUAACCAUGGCAGCCUUGUUCUCAUCAUUCAGACGGGUAGAUUACUUGACGGAAACAGAUGUUAAGAAGUAAUAAGUAGAUUGAAAAAAAAGAACAGUUCGGCCUGCACCUCUAGUCCGAAUGACACGGACUUCCCCGUUCUACUUUUGUUGUCGACGAAACGAUCGCAUUCAGUCCAUCCCGUUGAGCACCACACGCGCGCCGGCCCGCAGCUCCACGCCCGUCUUGGAGGGUCCUCAGACGCGUGGUGCUGCGCCGCCUCGCCCCUUCUCAUUUCAUGAAUGGCCUCUGUAUAAGCUGUACGUACAUACUUGUGGGUGCUAAGUCACGGCUCACGCAUACUUGUUACGCUCAUGUAAAGAGUGACGUCCGUUUAUUUACGCACGUGAACCUGGGCCCUGCUGGCCUACAGCUCCUCCUGCCUGCGCUACUGUUGGCAUGGGGAUUGUUUCCUUUACAUAGAUUGAUGUAAAAGUUGUCCAAAGCGUUUUUCUUCUUUUUUGCUUAGUCCAGAUAUGGGUUUUGGACAUUGAGGAAUUGAUAUUAUAUUUUCUGAAGACCGUAGCGUUAGGCACAUGAUCUGUAGAGAAAGUAAGGAAAGCCCAGGUUUAGUCGGUCGUCGCCAAAUAUAUAGAUAAAUAAAACAUUAUCUGAUAUUCAGACCCUUCAGCUGUGAUACAGGAUUAGUCAGUCUGUUGUCUUAACGUAUAGGUGGAGUCUGCCCCACGGCGGAGCGGUCACGACUGUACUGAUAGUUUGAGUCCCUGGUUUCAGAGCAGCUGCGGCUCCAGACGGGAACAGCCGCGGGCGGUGGCGGGGACCCGCUCACUCCCGCCGAGCAGAGCCGGCCCUGUCGGCUCGCUCGCUCGCUCGUCCGCACUCGUAAUGAUCACAAAUGUUUACACAGGGAUAUUUUCAUACGGUCUCUCAGGAGCACCCUGCCACACUCCGCCGGCGCCGCUCUCCCGCCGCGCGCGCGAGGCCGAGGUCCCGCCGCCGCCGCGUCCCCAGCCAGAGACUGGGUCAGACCACCAAGUUUUUACUCCACGGUGCUUCUCAUACCUGCCCGUACUGCUGUUGCCGCUGUUGCCUCUAAAUUACGUCUGCUUUAUUAAUGUAUUUAAAUGUAAAUUGCUGUUUUUAAUCGUUUAAGCAUAUUUAUUACUGUAUGAAUGGAUUACCGUGUAAAUUAAUUUGCAGUGAAUGGUACGGAGAGCAUAAGAAAAAAAAAGUUAUAAUAAGCCAUAUACGACGCUGUACGAGAGAGAGAGAGAGAUAACCCAAGAUUUUAAAGAAAACAAUCCUUUCAGGUUCUAAAUGAUUCCCUUAAACAGUGAAACAUGUUUAACAAAAAAGGUAAAAUAGCUUGCAUUCUGGUAUAAGAGCUAGUGAGAGCAGAGCCCCUGGGGACGAGAGCCAGGGGAAUCGACCCGCGGGUGAGGUUGACCCAGGUGCGUUUGGAUGAACUCUUCUGGAGGGAGUGAGUCGUGUACAAAGGUAUUUUUAGUCAGUUUGUAUAGACAUAUUCGAGAGUUUUAUAAUAAAAAAAUAAAUCACAAA